This is a messenger RNA of Engraulis encrasicolus (European anchovy), 1716 nucleotides long. It is a transcript of the gene hspbp1, whose product is annotated as HSPA (heat shock 70kDa) binding protein, cytoplasmic cochaperone 1. Gene Ontology annotation, molecular function: adenyl-nucleotide exchange factor activity; protein binding. Lineage: Eukaryota; Metazoa; Chordata; Actinopteri; Clupeiformes; Engraulidae. The coding region runs from base 340 to 1338 and encodes 332 amino acids. Gene Ontology annotation, cellular component: endoplasmic reticulum. The record is from RefSeq and is a predicted model, not a curated record. The transcript is spliced from 8 exons.
UUGUAUGUGCGCAUUCAAUGUUCUCUAACGAUGGAAAGUCAAGGGAGAGCGUUUUACGCGUACCGUAAUACUUCAUACAUGGCGGUAGUAAAUGAUUUUCGCAAUUUUUGAGCGACCCAGCCGAGCACGCAUCUUCCCAAGACGCACCAGCCCUUUCAUGAUCCUUCAUACAAGCUGUGGAAUAUUCUGGAGAGUACCAGCAAGAAACCUUAGAACUAGAGCCAGUCUUUUUAGACAUUGUUGUUAGUCAGCUCAGACAUCCGUACCAGAGAGACUAAGCAAAUCGCGGAUUAAAUUUUGGCAUCAGUUUGACUGUCCUGCUGUCGUCCAGCAGCAGUGAUGGCUGAAGGCGGUGACCGACGGAGGCAUCCCCAGAACCUCCAGGGUGUGUUGCGGUUGGCAGUCGAAGCUGGCUCUGCAUCAGAAGGUCCGAUGCCCCACGAACCCUUGUCAGAAGAGACCAAGGCGUGGUUGAGGCAGGCCCUGGCAGAGGCAUGCAAAGGACAGAUGGAUGAGGUCGAGCAGAUGAAGGAAUGCAUAAAAGUCCUGCGGGCGGAUUGGAACGCGGGAAGACAGAGGGAUGCAGAGGACGGGGAGGAAGGAGAGGAGGAGCAGGAGUCUGCGCUGGAGCUGCUCUCGGAUCUGUGUGAGAAUUUGGACAAUGCGAGAGACCUGAUGAAGCUGGGAGGCCUGGACCUGUGCGUGUCGUCCCUGCUGUGCCACCCCCAGAGUGGCAUCCGCUGGCGCGCUGCGCAGCUCAUCGCCUCCUGUGCCCAGAAUAUGCCCGAGGUGCAGUCCCACCUGCUUGGGCUGGGGGCACUCAAGACACUGCUGCAGCUCACCGACCACGACCCCAACCCCACCGUCAGGGUCAAAGCCCUCUACGCCGUCUCUUGCUUGGUGAGGGAGAUAGAGGAGGGUCUUCCAGAGUUCCUGACCCAAGAUGGCUUCUCCGUGCUCAUGAGGGGCAUGCAGUCAGACAACGAGAAGCUCAGGACCAAGUCAGCCUUCCUCCUCCUCAACCUGCUCACUGCACACCCAGAAAACAAAGAUACGGUGUUGGCCAUGGGUAUGGUCCAGCAGCUUGUCUCAGUGCUGCGCUCCACUCAUAGCUCAGUCCAUGAGCAUGUGCUUGGCGCCCUCUGCUGCCUGGCUGAGGACAACCGAGGCAUAGAGGACUGCAGAGCGCCAUCUCUUGGUCUGGAAGAAUUACUGUCUCAGAGGGCUCAGGAGCUCAAGGGUAAAGAGGAGAGCCAGGAGGAGCUGGAGUUUUGUGAGCAGCUGCGGUCCAAGUGUUUCCAACGGCAACCGCAGGACGACAAUGGGAUGGACCGAUGAUGAACUCCGUGAUGAACUCAGUGCUGGUCAAUCAGGCAGGACUCAAAGCCAUAGCCUAUCUCUGACCUGGAGGACCUGCCCCCCUGCGUGUGUUUGUUUGUGUAACUGAGUUAUCUCUCAGGACAAGAGGCAGCAACUAAAACUGGACUGGAGGACAGUACAGCAGCAACAUAAUCCACGCUACCAAGAGAGAUGCUUGAGGUGCUCUGAAUUUUGGUUGAGGAAGGCUGAAUGCAACAGAGAAGACAAGGUCAAAUAGCCCCGCAAAAGGACGAUUGAAUGACUGGUGAAAAAUUGUGAAAUUGUAAUCUGUGGGUAGGUUUACCCAGACACCCCCAACAGCUGUGUGUGUUCUGACACACACAUACACACACACAC